CUCUCUCUCUCUCUUUUUGUGUUUGUGUUUGUGUUUGUGUUUCUCUCUUUACAUGCAAAAUAUGAUGCAGUCUCAAAGUUCAAUGGCUUGGAAAGGCUUCCAUGCAUCCAUUGCUGCACCUCAACAUCAAAAUAUUGUAAAGUAUACCAAAGUUGAGCGCAAUGGGAACAUGGAAAUGUUGAGAAAUGGAUAUUUAUUUACAGAGAUUUUCAAAAAACAAAUGGAGCAUAUGGAGAAGUACCCUGAUGCAAAGAUCAUAAGCCUUGGAAUUGGUGAUACAACUCCUCCUAUGCCAAGGCUUGUAACUACAGCCAUGCAAGAGUAUUCCAAUGCACUCUCCACCAUUGAAGGAUAUAGAGGUUAUGGACUGGAGCAAGGAAACAUGCCGCUACGAAAGGCGAUUGCGGGAAAUAUCUAUAAAAAUAUGGGAUUUAAUGAAUCUGAAGUUUUUAUUUCUGAUGGCGCGCAAGGUGAUAUCGCUCGCAUUCAGUUAAUGUUCGGAUCCAAUAUCUCCAUAGCAGUGCAAGACCCUACCUUUCAGGCAUACGUAGACACAAGCAUGAUAAUGGGGCAAACAAGAAAGCAAGCAGUAGAGUACAUGAGAUGCAGUCCGGAGAAGAGUUUCUUUCCGGAGCUCGCCGGAGUUCCGAGGACCGACGUCAUCUUCUUCUGCUCCCCAAACAACCCAACCGGACACGCAGCCUCUCGUCGCCAGCUCGAAGAUCUAGUCUCCUUCGCCACCAACAAUGGUUCCAUCAUCGUCUAUGACACCGCCUACUCCUUCUUCAUCUCCGAUGACAGCCCCAAGUCCAUCUUUGAGAUCCCUGGCUCAAAACAGGUAGCAAUUGAGAUAUCAUCAUUCUCAAAAUUCGCUGGGUUCACCGGAGUCCGGCUUGGUUGGACCGUCAUCCCAAAAGAACUCCGGUACUCAAAUGGCUACCAAGUUAUCAAAGACUUUGACCGCAUCAUGUGCACAUGCUUCAAUGGUGCAUCAAGCAUUGCUCAAGCAGGAGGACUAGCCUGUCUUACUCCUGAAGGUCUUCAGGGUAUAAGAGGAGUGAUGGAUGUGUACAAGGAGAAUGCAAGGUCACUAGUGGAGACUUUUAGUUCAAUUGGUUUGAAGGUUUAUGGAGGAGUGAACUCACCAUAUGCAUGGGUGCAUUUCCCUGGAUGUAAAUCAUGGGAUGUAUUCAAUGAAAUCCUUGAGAAAACACAUGUGCUCACUAUCCCUGGUUGUGAAUUUGGUCCAAGUGGUGAAGGCUUCAUUAGAGUUAGUUCAUUUGGGAAGAGGGACCAAAUUCUAGAAGCAUGUAAAAGACUCAAGCGCUUGUUUGCAUGAACUACCCCUCUUUCCUUUUAUUUCAAUUUAUUUUUUGCCUUUUCAGAUCUCAUUUUAGUCAAAUAUGUUGAAAUAGGAUUUUAUGCGUCUUUGGACAUAAAAUAAUAUUUUACAAAAAUAAAUAAAUUGACUCAUGUGAGAUUGAUUGUUUGA
This is a messenger RNA of Dioscorea cayenensis subsp. rotundata (Guinea yam), 1492 nucleotides long. RefSeq names its product probable LL-diaminopimelate aminotransferase, chloroplastic. Gene Ontology annotation, molecular function: pyridoxal phosphate binding; L-lysine:pyruvate alpha-transaminase activity. Gene Ontology annotation, cellular component: chloroplast. Gene Ontology annotation, biological process: systemic acquired resistance, salicylic acid mediated signaling pathway; L-pipecolic acid biosynthetic process. NCBI's taxonomy places the organism in Eukaryota, Viridiplantae, Streptophyta, Magnoliopsida, Dioscoreales, Dioscoreaceae. The record is from RefSeq and is a predicted model, not a curated record.